AUGUGGUCAACAAUCGGAAUAGUUGGUGCAAUUGCAGAAACUCAACGGCCAAGCACAAGAGUAGUUCAAACAAAAUAUGGGACCUUACGAGGCGUCAUCGUAACGCUAUCAAAUAAACACUUGCAACCUGUAGAAAAGUUUCUUGGAGUCCCUUAUGCUGGGGUUCCUACAGGUUCCUUAAGGUUUAUGCCUCCGGUAACACCUCCACACUGGAAAGGUGUUCGCCCAGCCGAUCAUUUGAGCUGGGUCUGCCCUCAAAAGUUACCCGAUAUUUCGAACGAAACUGAGGCACUGAAAAGAAUGCCAGCUGGAAGACUAGACUAUUUAAAAAGACUGGUGCCCUUCCUGACCAAUCAGAGUGAGGACUGCCUGUAUCUCAACAUUUAUACGCCUGCAAACG
Stegodyphus dumicola is the source of this 400-nucleotide messenger RNA. RefSeq names its product neuroligin-4, X-linked-like. The record is from RefSeq and is a predicted model, not a curated record. NCBI's taxonomy places the organism in Eukaryota, Metazoa, Arthropoda, Arachnida, Araneae, Eresidae.